AUGGCUGCGGCUCGUGAGACAUAUUGCACCGAAGCCGUUAACUGCGUUAAACAAUCUAUGCUUGCCGAAGAUGAUAUAUAUCGAGACUUAUCUAGCAUCGCUCCAGUUUACAAAACUGCAUGCUCGUUCUAUGAGAUAGGUUAUGAGAUUCGACAAAAGAUGAAAAAUGGUAAUUCGCUGGCGUUUUCUGUUAUGAUGCUCAAAAUGGAGUCUGACUUCUUCUGCUAUUCAGCAAAUCUCCAGGACUGGAUUUGCCACUAUAUAACCCACUAUAUCGACUCGGCUAUUAACUUAGACACCCACAAUGAUACCGGCGAAAUUCUCGAAGUUGAUCGCUACCUUGAUCUUCGAAUGCACACUUGCGCAAUAUGCCCUUCUUUGGUUCUAUACGUGUAA
This is a messenger RNA of Penicillium manginii, 396 nucleotides long. RefSeq names its product terpenoid synthase. The transcript has a single exon. The coding region runs from base 1 to 396 and encodes 131 amino acids. NCBI's taxonomy places the organism in Eukaryota, Fungi, Ascomycota, Eurotiomycetes, Eurotiales, Aspergillaceae. The record is from RefSeq and is a predicted model, not a curated record.